Mugil cephalus (flathead mullet) is the source of this 1290-nucleotide messenger RNA. It is a transcript of the gene polr1c, whose product is annotated as RNA polymerase I and III subunit C. The transcript is spliced from 9 exons. The coding region runs from base 80 to 1135 and encodes 351 amino acids. The record is from RefSeq and is a predicted model, not a curated record. Gene Ontology annotation, cellular component: RNA polymerase I complex; RNA polymerase III complex. Gene Ontology annotation, biological process: DNA-templated transcription. Gene Ontology annotation, molecular function: protein dimerization activity; DNA binding. Lineage: Eukaryota; Metazoa; Chordata; Actinopteri; Mugiliformes; Mugilidae.
AAGAGGGGGAGGAAGAAGAAGAAGAAGAAGAAGAAGAAGAAAAUGGAAGUGUGGGUGGAGUUAAAUAUUUCAAGACUUAAUGGCCGCAACCAUGAGUAACGUGGAAGAAAUUCGGACUCGAGUUAUACUUGGGGAAUUUGGAGCCAAAAAUGUCCAUACAACAGAUUUUCCUGGAAACUACCCUGGGUAUGAUGACACUUGGGACAUGCAGAAAUUUCAGAAGAAUUUUAGAAUUGACGUAGUGCAUCUGGAUGAGAGCAGUAUGGAGUUUGACAUGGUGGGGAUUGAUGCUGCCAUUGCCAAUGCCUUCAGAAGGAUCUUAUUAGCAGAGGUGCCUACCAUGGCAAUAGAAAAGGUGUUUAUCUAUAACAAUACGUCCAUUGUCCAGGAUGAAGUGCUGGCCCAGCGACUGGGUCUCAUUCCCAUCAAAGCUGACCCUCGUCUGUUUGAGUACAGGAACGCUGGUGAAGAUUCUGCAGAGGAAGAAGGUUCAGAAAUAGACACAAUUCAACUGCAGCUAAAGAUUAAAUGCAGCAGGAACCCCAGAGCCAGCAAAGAUUCUUCUGACCCACAAGAGCUGUAUCUGAACCACAUAGUUUAUUCCAGGGACAUUAAGUGGGUCCCAAUUGGGAACCAGUCCGAUGUGUUUGCGGAGUCCAGUAUUGGACCUGUGCAUGAUGACAUUGUGAUAGCUCAGCUACGACCGGGACAAGAGCUGGAUAUCAUCAUGCAUUGUGUCAAAGGAAUUGGCAAGGAUCAUGCUAAAUUCUCUCCAGUUGCCACAGCCAGUUACCGCCUCCUUCCGGAGAUCACCCUCCUGGAGUUGGUGGAGGGAGAGAAGGCAGAGCGCCUAAAACACUGUUUCUCACAAGGAGUUAUAGACCUGGAGGAUGCAAAUGGGAAGAAAGUUGCCAAAGUGAUGAACAGUCGUCUGGAUACAUGCAGCAGGGAAGUCCUCCGACAUAGUGACCUGAAGAAUGUGGUGAAGCUCGGAAGAGUGCGAGACCAUUUUAUCUUUACUGUUGAGUCGACUGGCAUCUUGUGUCCUGAUAUCUUGAUCACAGAAGCCAUCAAAAUCCUCAUGGCGAAGUGUCAGAGGUUUCUCAAUGAGCUGGGCUCCUCUAACAUACAGUGAAAUGAAACCCCCUACAGAGGAUGUGUUAAAGUGUGCCACUUCAUAUCGGGCCUUAGAUACUUGAUGCCAUGCUCUCAGUAGAGUGUUCACACAUGUCUGUUUUGAUGACAGUUGCACUGACUUAUUAAAAAGAUCAUAUAAUGGUUACAAAUGCA